Messenger RNA from Anopheles cruzii, 460 nucleotides. RefSeq names its product peritrophin-1-like. Lineage: Eukaryota; Metazoa; Arthropoda; Insecta; Diptera; Culicidae. The record is from RefSeq and is a predicted model, not a curated record. Gene Ontology annotation, cellular component: extracellular region. The annotation marks the transcript as partial. The transcript is spliced from 2 exons. Gene Ontology annotation, molecular function: chitin binding.
AUGGAGGAAUCCUAUCUACAUCGGACGAUCUGCGUCCUGGCGGUGAUCGUGUCGUUUGGCCGAGCGGUGGCAUCGUUCGACUGUCAAGGUGCUGCUGGUGCCUCUACGGUGCCGGCCAUUCAUGCCCUGCCCAACAGCUGUACGGGCUACGUCACCUGCAUCGGGUGGAUUCAAGUCGUGGCCCACUGUCCCGAGGGAUCGGUGUGGAGUGAUCCGGUGAAAAGUUGCGUCAAAAUGGCUUCGGCCGAAGUGCAGUGUGCAGGGAACAAGGUGGACCGAGUGAGACGAGAUAUUGAUAUUGAGACGAUGACGACGUGUGCCGAGACCUGUCCACAGUUUUUCGAUCCACGCAAUCUAGUGCUCAUGCCCCACACGAUCUGCACCAAGUACAACCUGUGCGUACUGGGCCUGAAGUUGAGUGUCUCGUGUCCGAACGAUCUCCGUUUCAAUGUGGACAAGU